UUGAGCAUCAGCGAUGGCAAGUACAAGCACAACUCGGCAAUGCUGGCCACACAGCUCAACAACUUGAUUCAAAACGACUACAUCCGGGUCAACUCGAUCGUGCGGGUGAAGCAGGGCGUGUGCAACCUCGUAUCCAACCGUCGCAUUCUUAUUCUGCUGGACGUUGAGGUCGUGGCUUCAGACUACGAUGGGGUCAUUGGUACCGUGGACAGCGCCAGCGGUGCUGCGGCUGGGGAGUCAUCGGCGGCGACAGCGAGUACCACGGCGUCAACCGAGGCCCCCACCAACGCGGCCAAGCACGCUUCCCCCGAGAACCCUUAUCGCAAAGCUUCAGCCAAGACGCCUCUGCCCGCCUUUGGUGGAGACGACCGUGCCAUUCCUCUCACGUCGCUCAACCCCUAUGAUCGUCGCUGGGCCAUCCGCGUCCGCGUGGUUGCCAAGCCCCCGAUUCGCACCUACAACUCGGAUCGUGGUGAGGGCAAGAUUUUCUCGGUCGAUCUGGUCGAUGCCUCGGGUGAAAUUCGGGCCACCGGCUUCAACGCUGACUGCGAUCGCCUCUACCCGUUGUUUGAGAAGAACAAGGUGUACAUGAUUCAGGGUGGGCGCAUCAAACCCAAGAACCGCCGUUUCAACCAGCUCAGUCAUGAAUAUGAAAUCACGUUUGACUCCACGACCACCGUCACCGAAUCCAAGGACAUGGGUGCGUACAACUUCAAGUCCUUUGCUGAAUUGGAGGCCAUGCCGAUUACUCGCGACACAAUGGCAUUCGCCGAUAUCCUGGCCGUGAUCAAGGAGGUGGCCGAUGUUACCACCAUUGUCACGCGUGCAGCACAAAAGGAACUAUCCAAGCGUGAGGUGACACUUGUUGACAAGGACAAUGUCUCGCUUUCCUGCACGCUGUGGGGCAAGGAAGCUGAGGGAUUUGUCGACGCCGGAGGUCACCCUGGUGUGGUCAUGGCCAUCAAAGCUGCUCGUAUCUCUGACUUUAACGGCCGCUCUCUGUCGGUGGCAAGCAACAGCAACUACAGCAUCAACCCCGACUUGAAGGAAGCUCAUGAGCUGAAGGGCUGGUGCGUACUGAUUUUUGGAUCACGGAGCAGGGUGUGCAUGGGGUUUGACAAAUGGAACGCCCGACAAUUCUGGCAUCUCACUGCCACGGUGGGUCUGCCUGACGACAAGAGCGUUGCUUUUCAAGUGACGGGCACUAUUCUAUACGUCAAGUCGGACAACAUUUACUAUCAGGCUUGCCCAACUUGUAACAAGAAGGUGGUUGAGGAGAGUGAUGGCAGCUAUGAGUGCCAAAAGUGCGCCAAGAGCUACAAGGAAUUCAAGUACCGACUCUUGACCUCGUUCAGCAUUGGUGACUUUAGCGGCUCUCAGUGGCUGCAGUCCUUUUCAGAGGUGGCUGAGAGCGUCCUGGGCCACUCGGCAGACGAAAUUGGUUCCUGGUCGGCUAACAGCGACCCCCGCUUCACAACUGCGCUGGCGGAUGCCACUUUUAAGACCUGGACAUUCCGCUGCCGGGCCCGCACAGACACGUACAAUGACCAAUCGCGCCUGCGCGUCAGUGUUGCCUCGGCUGUUCCGAUUGACUACGUUCAGGACAGCAAGCGCAUGGUC
This is a messenger RNA of Monosiga brevicollis MX1, 1620 nucleotides long. RefSeq lists its product as uncharacterized. Gene Ontology annotation, molecular function: DNA binding. Gene Ontology annotation, biological process: DNA replication; DNA repair; DNA recombination. The record is from RefSeq and is a predicted model, not a curated record. The transcript is spliced from 8 exons. Lineage: Eukaryota; Choanoflagellata; Craspedida; Salpingoecidae. Gene Ontology annotation, cellular component: nucleus. The annotation marks the transcript as partial.